AUGAGAGCUUCAAUAUAUAUUAUCUAUUUAUCGGCACUUAACGCCAUCAGGGCCACAUGCACUCGUUUGAACUAUGCAGCAGAGGUUGAGUUUCUAAUCGAGCAAGGCCCACGUCUUACGGGAAGCCCUGCACAUAACACUCUCCUAGAUCGGAUUGAAGGGACCUUGGCGAAUCUUGGUCUCGAAGUCAAGUCAGAUAAUUACACUUUUGAGUAUAGCACUCCCGCAUCUACUGCCAAUGCACCAUCAUUAGUUGUGGGUGGCAAGCAGAUGGAGAUUGCAUCAAUCUUCCCUUACUCGGGGUACACAAGUGACAUUGGAGCCACUGGACAACUCAUCCAUGUUCCAGGUCCUGAUCCUAACUGGGAGCUGGCUAGAGGAAACAUUGCCAUCGUUCCUAUCACCAACCCAUCACUUCCAUUUUCCGUGGCAUUCGGCACAUGGGACCCAGCUAAGAGAUGGGUGGGGAACAUGAAGAACCCCCUUAUCCCCACGGACAUGAUUGGGAAGGCACUUCCCGGGGCGAAGAAAGCCGGCGUGAAAGCUGUAGUCUUCGCUUGGGAUGACUCCAUUAGCACCGGAAACGCUCACAACCAAUACCUACCCUUUAAAUUCCCAUAUGCCGAUAUCCCUGCCGUGUUCACAUCAGGAGCAACCAGCAAGGACAUAUUGUUGGCAGCAAAAUCCAAUUUGCCAGCCACGCUCACUCUUCCCUCGGAGAUAAUCCCCGAUACCCCAACGCGCACUAUCUAUGCUGUAGUGGAAGGUCGUAAUCCAAAAAGGUCGCACGAUUCCUUGCUCAUUGUCACGCAUACGGAUGGUACAAACGUGAUUGAAGAGAACGGGCAUAUUGGUGUACUGCAACUCGCACAGGAUGUUGCGACGGUCUCACCAGAGCGAACUCAUGUCUUUGUCUUCACCACCGGCCAUCUACGCAUGCCCGCCUUUACGGAGUCUGGCAAAGCCACAACCCGUUGGCUCAAUGACCACCCGGAAUUCUGGAAAGGCGGCGUUAGACAGCACAGAGCGAUAGCCGCCCUGGUAAUUGAACAUCUGGGUGCGGUAGAGUUCCAGGAAAACUUGUUCACAGAUUCUUAUUCAUCCACUGGAAAGGUACAACCAGAAGUGCUCUACGCUAGCACAAAAGAACUCGCUGCCAUCACUCAGCAGCAAUGGAGGGGUGCUGACCCUGGAUAUACACGGGUGUCAAAACCAUCUAACAUGUCCCAGUUUGGCGAGGGCGCGGCGCUUUCACACAAGGAAAUUCCGAACAUUUCACUAGUAACGGGGCCGUUAUACCUCCUUGCAGAGUGGGGUGGGGAUGAACACGAUCUGGUUGAUAUACCUGCUUUGACCAGACAAGUUAGAAGCUUUCAAAGGCUGCGAAAGCAACUUGAUGCGAUGGAUGUUUAA
Molecule: messenger RNA, 1413 nt
Organism: Aspergillus pseudotamarii
Lineage: Eukaryota; Fungi; Ascomycota; Eurotiomycetes; Eurotiales; Aspergillaceae
Exons: 1
Coding region: 1-1413 (470 amino acids)
Source: RefSeq, a predicted model, not a curated record